Molecule: messenger RNA, 717 nt
Organism: Marchantia polymorpha subsp. ruderalis
Lineage: Eukaryota; Viridiplantae; Streptophyta; Marchantiopsida; Marchantiales; Marchantiaceae
Source: the annotation of a GenBank genome assembly
AUGACAGAUCCCAGUAACAAGAAUCCCCACAUACGCGAGGUGUGGGCAGGGAACCUUGAAGAUGAAUUCAAGUUGAUACGUAAUCUCAUAGACGAUUAUCCCUACGUGGCCAUGGAUACCGAAUUUCCUGACGAGAAUGGUAAUCUACCACAAUGCGGGAACAGACCUUGUGCGUGGCAAUUCAACUUCAAAGACUUCAAUCUGGAAACUGACGUGUACGCCUUAGACUCCAUCGAACUCCUGAAGCGAAGUGGUAUUCAGUUCGAGAAGAACACCAAACAUGGCGCUGACGCACGUACAUUUGCCGAGCUUUUAAUGUCAUCGGGAGCCGUUUUGAAUGACCAGAUGACGUGGGUUACAUUUCACAGUAGUUACGACUUUGCCUACUUGUUGAAGUUGCUCACGGGCCGUAAUCUGCCGGACAAAGAGUCCGAAUUUCAUUCCCUGCUGAAGAUUUUCUUCCCCAACUUCUACGACAUCAAGUACGUGACGAAGUUCUGUGGCAAUCUUUACGGCGGGUUGAAUCAAGUUGCCGAUUUACUGGCGGUGGAAAGAGUCGGGCCUUGCCAUCAAGCGGGUUCUGAUAGCUUGCUCACAUCUGAUACGUUUCACAAGCUGAGACACACAUUCUUGCAGGACUGCAAAUUCUUAUCACAGCACGCAGGUGUGCUAUUUGGACUGGGAGAGGAUAAAACUGAGUCAAACCUGCCUUUGUAA